AGUCAUGUCAGUGACAAGAAUGAGGGAGCUAAGCUGACAAGCAUCCUCACACAGAGUCUACUCUUCAAUAUCCAUCCAUCAUGAAAGUGUCUGAUUGGGGAGUGACAAAUGUGGACAAUCAAACAGUCCAAUACUGCUUUCCAGACAACAAUUUGUCUUGUACCAAAAAUAUCAGACCAGGAGUGGAGUACAUUAUUGUGUACGUUUUUGUUUCUGUAACAUCAGUGUUCACUGUGUUUCUGAACUUGUUGGUGAUCGUCUCCAUCUCACACUUCAAGCAGCUCCACACUCCGACCAAUGUGCUGAUCCUCUCUCUGGCUGUGGCUGAUCUGAUCGCAGGACUGAUUCUCAUGCCAGUGCAGGGAAUGAAACUCAUUGAGCCAUGUUGGUACUUCGGAGAAAUAUUUUGUUCAAUAUUUCCUCUUAUUCUGUAUGUGGUUGUUACAGCAUCUCUUGGUAAUUUGGUUAUUAUAUCCGUGGAUCGUUACAUUGCUGUGAAUGACCCUUUGCGAUAUCCACUGAAGGUCAAUAACAACAGAGUUGUUGUUUCUAUUGUUGUAAACUGGUUAUUCUCAUUCAUAUAUUCAUUUUAUUUACUUUAUGAGUUUUUAAUCUAUCCAGAAAGAAACCACUCAUGUAUUGGAGAAUGUGUACUUUCUGUUAAAUUGGAAUAUCUAAUAUUAGAUUCCUUUGUUUGUUUAGUGGCAACUUGUUCAGUAAUUGUUUCUUUAUACGUGAAGAUCUGUUUUGUAGCAAAUUAUCAAGCUAAGCAUUUAAAUUCAGACACAGACAAAAAGGCCAGGUCAGAAAAGAAGGCUGCAAGAACCUUAGGGAUUGUAGUGCUGGUUUAUCUUCUUUGCUGGAUGCCAUACUAUUUAGUUACUCUUUCCCUUGGGCAUGAUGAAAAUGAUUCUCUUAUAAUUAACAUAAUGUAUUGGAUUUUAUGGCUGAAUUCCUGCAUGAAUCCACUUAUCUAUGCAAUGUUUUAUCGGUGGUUUAGACUGUCAGCAAAAUACAUUUUGACAUUGAAAAUAUUUGAACCUUCGUCAGAGUACUUCAAUCUGUUCCCAGAAGAGAAAUGA
Messenger RNA from Cyprinus carpio (common carp), 1082 nucleotides. Its product is annotated as trace amine-associated receptor 13c-like. Gene Ontology annotation, cellular component: membrane. The record is from RefSeq and is a predicted model, not a curated record. Lineage: Eukaryota; Metazoa; Chordata; Actinopteri; Cypriniformes; Cyprinidae. Gene Ontology annotation, biological process: G protein-coupled receptor signaling pathway. Gene Ontology annotation, molecular function: trace-amine receptor activity.